Messenger RNA from Xylaria bambusicola, 396 nucleotides. RefSeq lists its product as uncharacterized. The coding region runs from base 1 to 396 and encodes 131 amino acids. The transcript has 3 exons. The record is from RefSeq and is a predicted model, not a curated record. Lineage: Eukaryota; Fungi; Ascomycota; Sordariomycetes; Xylariales; Xylariaceae.
AUGAAAUUCGCACUCCCUUUCCUUCUUGCACUCGCUCCAGGCGCUGCUAUGGCCGCCCCGAAGGGCGCUCCCAAGAAGCUGGAGGCACGAAGCGGAGGCUUCUACGAAUCCUGCCCGGAGAACAACCUAUACUACUCUACCCUCAAUUCGAAGUGUAAAGGUACAUGGACCAGUAUCGACCUCAAUCAUGUCAUUGGGAACCGCCAAGGCAAUCUGGUUUGGAGUGCUGGUUUCUUUUACAGCUGUGGCAACAUCUCCAAACCGGGGACGCAGUGUAGUCUGCAGUACGAUAAUCUCAGUUGUUAUUGUAGCGCCUCUGAUGGCACUGUCUACUGGACUUCAAUCAGUCUGAAUACACAUCUUGCCUACGAGAAUGGGAAGCUUUUCUACAACUAA